This is a messenger RNA of Cyphellophora europaea CBS 101466, 318 nucleotides long. RefSeq lists its product as uncharacterized. Lineage: Eukaryota; Fungi; Ascomycota; Eurotiomycetes; Chaetothyriales; Cyphellophoraceae. Bases 1 to 318 code for a protein of 105 amino acids. The record is from RefSeq and is a predicted model, not a curated record. The transcript has a single exon.
AUGCAAUUCCUGGAACCCCUUACACGCAAACCCGCUGAAAUCCCCAUUCUAUGCAGGGCCUACAUCGGUGGCGAUACCGACAAGAUCAAACGCGAAGCCGCACGCCUGAGCCGCCGCACCGCCGAAGCCCACGCCGCUCCCGUGGCCGAGACGGCCGUCUACUGGGCCUACUUGGGUGGUGCGGCCGAAGCUGAGGCGGCGCACCUUCCCAAGCGUGCCGCUGAGGCGAAUGCGAACGCGAACGCGAAUGCGGCUCCAGUGGCGGAGACGGCGGUGUAUUGGGCUUAUCUGGAGGAGGCGGAGAAGUUGGAAGACUAA